GACGCUAUUGGAUGUUGCCUUUCGAAACAAAGAUGGCGGCCCGCACGUAAUGUACACCUUCUAAAGGUUGCUGUUAAUUUAAGAGCCUGUCACAGAAUUACUGUAAAUAUGCUCAGCCUGACGAUACGGGAGGUAUCUGCAGCGCUCAGGGAGGGAAGAAUCUCCCCAACAGAGCUUUGCAAGAAGUGUCUGAACCGCAUUAAGAAGACGCAGCAUCUCAACGCGUACAUCACUGUGACGGAGGAGCUGGCUUUGCAGCAGGCGGGAGAAGCAGAGGCCCGACUGCUGCAAGGAGCCCCUAAAGGUCCACUGGAUGGAAUCCCGUUUGCAGUCAAGGACAACUUCUGCACAGAAAAUAUCAAGACUACCUGUGCUUCCAGGAUGCUUAAAGACUACAGUCCGCCCUUCAAUGCUACAGUGGUGCAGAAGCUUUUCGACCAAGGGGCUGUCCUCGUGGGGAAAGCCAACAUGGAUGAGUUUGCUAUGGGUGCGGGCAGUACUGACGGGGCUUUUGGCCCGGUGAGAAACCCGUGGAGCUACGCUGCUCCCUACAGAGAAAGGACAGGCGCGGCGCCCGACUCGGACUGGGUCGUUACUGGGGGAAGUUCAGGAGGAAGUGCGGCCGCUGUGGCCUCGCUCACCAGCUACCUGGCUUUGGGUUCAGACACGGGUGGUUCAACCCGUAACCCUGGGGCGCUGUGCGGUGUUGUGGCCCUGAAGCCCACUUAUGGUCUGCUGUCCAGACAUGGUCUCAUCCCCCUGGUCAACUCCAUGGACGUCCCCGGCAUUAUGACUCGCAGCGUCGGCGAUGCGGCCAUCGUGUUAGAUAUCCUCCAAGGACAGGAUAUUAGAGACUCAACAACAACUCCAGCUUCCUCAUCGCAGACCGAGCUACACCAACACUUUGAUGUCAGGGACAUCUGUGUAGGCAUUCCUAAGGAGUACCACGCACCAGGGCUGUCUCAGGAGACUCUGGCACAGUGGAGUCUUGUUGCCGACAUGUUUGAGAGGGCGGGGGCGCGGGUGAAACAGGUGUCGCUUCCCCAUACCCAGCACUCCAUUGUGUGCUACCACGUCCUGUGCCACGCGGAGGUGGCGUCUAACAUGGCUCGCUUUGACGGCCUGGAAUACGGCCAUCGUAGCGAGGUGGACAGCUCGACAGAAGCCCUGUACGCCUCCAGCCGCCACGAAGGCUUCAACGAUGUAGUGCGAGGGAGGAUACUGUCUGGGAACUACUUCCUGCUCAAACAGAACUACGAGCACUACUUUGUGAAGGCCCAGAAGGUGCGCCGGCUGAUCGCAGAGGAUUUUGCACGUGCGUUCGCCUCAGGCGUCGACGUGCUGCUGACACCCACCACCCUGGCCGACGCAGCCCGUUUCUCCGACUUCACGCAGGAAGACAACCGCACGCGCAGCGCGCAGGAAGACGUCUUCACCCAGCCUGUCAACAUGGCAGGACUGCCCGCCGUUUCCGUACCAACUGCUUUAUCAAGCCGGGGCCUUCCCAUUGGGUUACAGCUCAUAGGCCCCGCCCUACAGGACAAGAUGCUGCUCUGCGUCGCCCAAUGGAUGGAGCAGAGGGUCGGGUUCCCCUCCAUCAGGGACUGUGGAGAGGAGGGCGGGAAUGGCGCAGGAACGGCCAGAAGAGAACAGACUUCAGCGGUGUGACCUGUGGACAUGAGUCACCCGUGGUGGACUUCUUCUAGGCCUCACUGAUCAACAACGUGCAUCAUGCGUUCAGUAGAGAGACAUUGUUUGUUAAUCAGUGACCUCCUGCUGUGUGUGUUAUGUCUGAAGUUGGUGCUAUUAAAUAUAUGCAUGUAGGGUGA
Molecule: messenger RNA, 1829 nt
Organism: Pungitius pungitius (ninespine stickleback)
Lineage: Eukaryota; Metazoa; Chordata; Actinopteri; Perciformes; Gasterosteidae
Gene: qrsl1
Product: glutaminyl-tRNA amidotransferase subunit QRSL1
Exons: 11
Coding region: 109-1668 (519 amino acids)
Biological process (GO): mitochondrial translation; glutaminyl-tRNAGln biosynthesis via transamidation
Cellular component (GO): mitochondrion; glutamyl-tRNA(Gln) amidotransferase complex
Molecular function (GO): glutaminyl-tRNA synthase (glutamine-hydrolyzing) activity
Source: RefSeq, a predicted model, not a curated record